CUUGGCUUGGCAAGUGGGUGGGAGAAAUAGCGGCACCCUCCAACUGAGAGCAAGACAGGGGCGUGGCCAUGGAUAGCGGCUGAAGUGGUUACCCAGGGAGAGAGAGGGGGGAAUGCGGUACCUGAGGGGGAGCAGCGGCGUUGUGAGGCCUGUGUGUGCGCCGACAGUGAUACUUCCUUCUCCUUUGCAAUUGGAGGAUGCUGAUAAAGAAACUGCAUAGACAUCCGUACACUCUCUGUGACUGCUGACUGACCUACUCUGGCUGUACUGGUGGCUUCGUUGCCUGUUCCUUACGGAUACAACAUGUCUUAUUUUGGAGAACACUUCUGGGGGGAUAAAAACUCUGGCUUUGCUGUUUUGUACCAUAAUAUGAAACAUGGGCAACUAUCUGUCAAAGAACUGGCAGACUUUGUGCGAGAAAGAGCAGCCAUUGAGGAAUCGUACUCAAAAUCCAUGCAGAAACUGUCCAAGAUGGUCAGCAGUGGGAGCCAUUUAGGGACAUUUGCUCCCAUGUGGGAGAUGUUCAGAGUGUCUUCAGACAAGCUAGCUCUCUGCCACCUGGAACUAAGCAAGAAACUGCAUGACCUUAUCAAAGAUAUCAGUCGGUAUGGAGAUGAACAAAUCAAAAUGCACAAAAAGUCCAAAGAUGAGAUGUCUGGUACCCUGGAGGCCAUACAGUUGCUUCAGUGCAAUUCUCAAAUGCUGCAGAAAUCACGAGACAAUUACUGCACCAAAUUCUCUGAGCAGGAGCGCCUCAGGAGAGAGGGCUCGCUACAAAAAGAGUUAGAAAAGGCUGAGCUAAAGACCAGGAAAGCAGCAGACUCCUUGCGUUGUUCAGUUGAGAAAUACAAUGCAGUACGCAAAGAAUUUGAGCAAAAGAUGUUGCAGUCUGCACAGACAUUCCAAGAUACAGAGGCCACUCAUCUUAGACACAUGAAGCGACUUGUCACUGCAUACUCUCAUUCAGUGGAGGACACUCAUGUUCAGAUUGGACAGGUUCAUGAGGAAUUUAAACACAACAUGGAAAAUGUGGCUGUAGAGAAAUUAAUAAGAAGAUUUGCAGAAAGCAAUGGGACAGGAACAGAUAGGCCAGAGCCAGUGGAAUAUGAAGGUUUCCGAUUUCCAGCUUCUUUAGAAGGUGUAAAACGUACAUGGUCCAAACCUUUUCGUAUUCGUGGUCUGAGCAGAAGAGAGAAAGAAGCACAUCCUGUGGAAUCAUCAGAGUUAGACUGUAUGAAUCAUCCAGAUGUAGAUGAAGAAGGUUUUACUAUUCGACCAGAUGAUAAUUUGAACAGGAAUUCUGUUCAGUGCUGUUCCUCAAGUGAUUCGGAUUUUGAUGAUGAUGGAGAAGAGCCACGCCGAAUCAGGUUUCAGAUCAAACCCCCUCAGAUUAGCGAGAAUGUUGAAGACCAGGAGACAGAAAUGAAGCGCCUUCGGGAGUCUGUAGAAUGUAUUUUACAACCGCCAUCAGCAGUGGUAUCCGUUAGGCGUCACAACAUACGAACUGCUGGGGCUGUGGAUGUUUCUUCAGGAGACCCGCAAAUAUUAAAUCAAACAGAAAAAGCAGCUGAGAGCCUUUCCGAUACCCCCCCUUCUUCCCUUACGAGCAGUGAUACAAAUUCAGUGAAUCACUCCCAGUCAUUAUUUGGUCCUCUUCUUGAAUCUCUCUUUGAGUCCGAUGAUUUUACAGGAUGUCGGAACUGCACUCUCACUUCUAGUCCAUCUCCCUUCUCCUCCUCCUCUCCAGAGAAUGUGGAGGAUUCUGGACUGGAUUCUCCUUUCCAUCCAUUCUCUGGGCCUUCCCCCGAUUCCCGCCCCUGGACUCCACGUGAUGACGUCUCCACUGGUGACUCACUUCUUGCUGCACGGUCUUGUGCAGAAUCUCCUUCAGAUUCCGAAAUUGCUCCAGUAACAGAAUUAGGAAAGAAGAAUGCUUCUGAACAAAGAGUUUGUGCUCCCAGUAUUUCAGCAUCUGAUUAUACCACAUUGAGUACUACAGAGCAAUCUUCCUGUGAAGCUGAUUCUUGGGACUCACCGGGCUAUAAUCUGUCUUUGCCACCACCUACAGCACCACGUCUUCAACGAAGCAGUAAUAUGACUGCUUCACUAAAUCCUUCCCUGCUGACCCCAGGCGUUUGUUCCUCAGUUCACAAUGACCGUGGCUUGUCCCCAUUUUCUUUAGGUGUUGGAACUUCCUUAGGAUUGUCUCGUGGCCCCAGUCCGGUUAUAUUGGGGUCUCAGGAAUCACUACCUGUGGCUGCUGCUUUCACAGAAUAUGUCCAUGCUGUGUUUGAAGGAGGGGCUCUUGAGGGUUCCAGUUUGCGGAUUUCAGGAGAACUUACCAUGUCCUUUCCAGCAGGCAUUCUCCGGGUGUUUGCGAGUACUGCAACACCGCCUGUACUCAGCUUCCGUUUGAUCCACACUUCACAUGUGGAACACUUUGCUCCCAACUCUGAGCUUUUGUUUAGUGACCUGUCCCAGAGUGACCCAAACAGCAGGGACUUCUGGCUAAACAUGCCUGGACUAACCUCUUACCUGAACAACAUGGCAGAACAGCACGCAGCUCCUUACUACAAUGUCACACUGCUCAAGUACCAGGUAUUAAAAUCAGGCAUCUCUGCAGCUCCUUUGUACCUCACAUCAACUUGGAAGUGUGGUCCAUCCUCGACAGACCUCUGCUUGGACUAUAGACAGAACAUUGCUUUUUUGUGUGAUGUGCAGAUUUUGUUGCCUCUGGAUGAACCUUUUUCUAACUUGCAAUCUGACCCUCCUGCUCGCUGUGCUGAACGGAGAUUACACUGGCAGAUCCCUCAUGAGCCUGCAGGGAAUGAACAUGAUGGUUGGGGGCGUAUCUGUGCCCGUUGGCAGCCACUCCAUGCACCUAGCAGACCCACUUCUGCUGUGGCACAGUUCACUUCUGAGGGCAGCACUCUCUCUGGUGUAGACAUAGAACUGGUGGGCUCUGGAUACAGGAUGUCUCUGGUUAAGAAAAGGUUUGCCGCAGGUAAAUAUCUUGUAUGCUGAUAAAUCAUGUCACCUUGCACUACUUGUCACCAAUUGGACCCCUUCUGAAUUCCUGCCUAAUGCAGGAAGCAGCAUAGAGCCACUUUGUGCUGGAUGACAGGACCAUCGCUUGAGUAUUCCGGCCUUCCUAAAGGGAGUACCUAAGGAAAUGCUCACCUACGGUUAAUGAAAAUGUUUGUCUGUAAUUUUCUUAUUAUGAAAUAAGCACUUUAAAGAUAUUUAGACUCUGGAUGGUGAUGAAGCAGCAGUUAUUAAAAAGACAAAAGGGAAAACAAAAUCAAGUGGUUGCAAACACUGGAUUCCCAUUGUGGGAUGUCAGAAUGUUACAUUGGCUCCUUGGCCAAGCAGGGAGAUGUCAAGCACUCAAUGCAUUGCUUAGAAAAUGAUUUUCUGAUACGGUAUGCACAGGGUCCCCUUCCAACUGACCGCUUUCGAUAUAUUUUUUGAUAUCCUGGCUUUGUUGGUUCUUGUUCUAAUAAAAUAUAUGAAUAUAUGAGAUGAAGAGGCUGAAUGUGUGGUGCAGUAUGGUGAAUGUGGAGAGAGUGCUUGGGUUUAAUUUAGUAUAAGCGUGUAUAACACAACACACACAUUUCCAUUAUGUACUGCCUAUACCCCUUUCAUAUUCACCCUCUUUUGGCUUAGCUGAAGGCUUCUGAGUAUUGGACAAAGAUAAUAUAUAUUAUAAAUAAAUAAAUGUAUGUAUAUAUUUAUAGAUAUAUAUUGUGUGUACAGAAAAUAAAGUUUGGUGCUGUGAAAUGUU
This is a messenger RNA of Xenopus tropicalis (tropical clawed frog), 3784 nucleotides long. RefSeq names its product FFCH and mu domain containing endocytic adaptor 1 (gene fcho1). Gene Ontology annotation, biological process: intracellular protein transport. Lineage: Eukaryota; Metazoa; Chordata; Amphibia; Anura; Pipidae. The record is from RefSeq and is a predicted model, not a curated record. The coding region runs from base 304 to 3024 and encodes 906 amino acids. Gene Ontology annotation, cellular component: clathrin-coated pit; clathrin adaptor complex. The transcript is spliced from 29 exons.